UCAAUUGGCCCAAAACUUCCUCGCAUAUGGCAGCAGCAGGGUAAUGAAGUGGGUGCCCCUUUGGAUGCUGUGUACUGAUUGGAGAUCACGGGCUGUGAGGAGUUGUAAGACGAGAGUAGAUUGGCAGAGGCGCGACCGCAUGUGUCUGGCUCCCUGUCUUUGUAUACAGACUUGCCUGCUUAGCCCUUUAACAAUGGGCAAAAGGAACUGCUCAGCCCGAUGGUGAUGGCAGAGUUGAGCUCCCGAGGGAUGCUGUCCUCUUGCUUAGACUGAGAUGCCCGCGGAGAUGCCUCAAGUGCGUCUCCUGGCCCCAGGGCUGUGAAUCCCAAGUGGAGCUGCAAACUCCGGGCUUCGGUGCUGUCGCUGCUGCCGCCCCCUGCUGAUUCCCUGCCGCCUCACCCCGUCCCAUGGAGCUAGAGGGGCAGUGGUGGAAAGGACAGCUGGCUGCCGACAUCCACCAAGCGCUGCGCUACAAGGAGCUGAAGCUGCCCUCCUAUAAAGGCCAGUCUCCACAGUUAAAUCUGAGAAGAUAUUUUGCAGACCUGAUUGCCAUUGUGAGCAAUCGCUUCAGACUCUGUCCUGCUGCCCGACAUCUUGCUGUUUACCUACUGGACCUCUUUAUGGACCGUUACGACAUAUCCAUUCAACAGCUACAUGUGGUUGCUCUUUCCUGCUUGCUUUUAGCGAGUAAAUUUGAAGAGAAGGAAGACAGUGUGCCUAAACUGGAACAGCUAAACAGCUUGGGUUGUAUGACUAACAUGAACCUGGUAUUAACAAAACAGAACUUGCUACACAUGGAGCUGCUAUUGCUAGAAACCUUUCAAUGGAACCUCUGCCUCCCAACAGCUGCUCACUUCAUUGACUAUUAUCUCUCCAUUGCUGUUCACGAAUCUGACCUCCAUGAUGGAUGGCCAAUGGUUUGCUUGGAAAAGACAAAGUUGUAUAUGGCAAAAUAUGCUGACUACUUUUUGGAAGUUUCCCUCCAAGAUCAUGCAUUUUUAAAUUAUGCCCCUUCGUUAGUGGCUGCUGCGUGUGUGGCUUCUUCAAGGAUUAUCUUGCGUCUUUCUCCAACAUGGCCAGCACGACUCCAUCGUCUUACCGCAUACUCUUGGGAUUUCCUGGUACCAUGUAUUGAACGACUUUUGAUUGCUCAUGAUAAUGAUGUAAAAGAAGCCAACAAACAAAAAGGACAUCAUGGUUCUCAGGCUGCACAACAUGGUCUGUUUCAAGCAACCCAGCCUCCACAACAGACACAUCUACAGCAGCAUAUACCUCAGUAUGUUCAAGCACAUCCAACUCCCCUACAGUAUCAAACAGUGCCACAGCAAAACUGUCAGCAGAUUGUAUCAUCUGGACAUACGUCGUCUUAUCCAGUGCAGACUUGCCCAGCUGGUUUACAGAGUGCUGUUCAGGCUCGAAGUCAUAUACAAACUGCUGCUGCAGUGUCAUUAGCUGUACCCAUUGAAGUUAAGCCAUGUUUAAGUGUUUCCUACAACCGAAGCUACCAGAUUGCUGGACGAUAUCCUUGUAUUACUCCCUGUUUUGAGAGGUGAUAACUACAAAUUCAGCAGAACCCUGUAUGCUGUGUGUCAAAUAAUGAGGAAGGCAGUAAAUCUCCUCAGUCCUCUUAACAGAAGGGAAAUAGUUGGAAUACCUUUCUUUUCCCCCUACAGCUUCUUAGUCAAGAAACUGCAAAUAUGAGAAUAUGCCUACUGAAAAAAAUCUUUAUCUGAGGGUGAUGGAAAAUACACCCCUAGUGCAUAAAAGUUCUAUGUGUCCAACUUAAACCUUCCCUUAAAGCUGAUGAAGAGAGGCAGCUGCACUGAUUUAAAGUUUGUCUUCCUAUGAUGAGAAAAGAAUGCUCUGAGGCUUUGAAGAGAGCACUGCUUCUAAAUGCCUCUUCUGUUCAGUAUUGAAUAAGACAUUGAAGACCACUAAGUGCCAUGCUUCUCCAAAAGAUGGAAAGCCAUCUUGGAGAGAAGAGAGAACACUUUAUGUACUUCAGCAACUUGGUUCUCCGUCAAUGCUUGUGGAUGAGGUUUUGUAUUAUGUCCUUGGGUUAACAUUUUUAUAUGUUUUGUACUUCAAAAUACUUGCUUCUUUGUCAGAAUGAUUCAGAGGUAAAUUGUCAUCCUAGCUCAGGGAAUUAUCAAAAACUACUGUGAUACUGGUGUAUACCAUUUAAGUAGUUAUCUGGGGUUUGCUUAUGCUCAGGGUAACUACAGCAGCAGAUACCAAAGGGAGUUAAUAUACUCAUUCAGAUAACUCCCUUAAUCCAAAAGUGUUUUCU
Messenger RNA from Hemicordylus capensis (graceful crag lizard), 2290 nucleotides. It is a transcript of the gene CCNJ, whose product is annotated as cyclin J. Gene Ontology annotation, molecular function: cyclin-dependent protein serine/threonine kinase regulator activity. The transcript has 6 exons. NCBI's taxonomy places the organism in Eukaryota, Metazoa, Chordata, Lepidosauria, Squamata, Cordylidae. Bases 408 to 1553 code for a protein of 381 amino acids. Gene Ontology annotation, cellular component: cytoplasm; cyclin-dependent protein kinase holoenzyme complex; nucleus. The record is from RefSeq and is a predicted model, not a curated record. Gene Ontology annotation, biological process: mitotic cell cycle phase transition; regulation of cyclin-dependent protein serine/threonine kinase activity.